AGCGACCCACGAUGUUCUACCCUUCCUCUGGGCAGCGGUUCGACUCAGGAUUGGAUGGGGAGCCAGCUGCACAGGCAGGCAUCGACGCCGACGUACACUGAUCUGUUGGAGGGGCGUACCCCGGCUGGUUAUGAUGCAGGACUGGUGGAUCUCAGCUUCGGAUUGAGGUCCGGGAGUGCCGAGGAGGUGACGUGCACCGUUAUCGUGAACCCAGCUUCGGGCAGCACCCGCACACCGGCUCCAGUGACAACGCGGACUAGCGGAUCAGUUCCUUGUAGAACGACGACGGCAGGUGGCACAGCGGAUGGACGACGCCCAAACGAAGAGUGGUCAGCAACGGAGGUCGUUGGUCGAAAGUUUUGGGAUGAUCAUCGGCGACAAUCGCAUGAAGCGAGCACGACCGGCAUAACGAGAGGGGUGGCGAAGAUUACCGUGGGGGCGGACGAUAUAUUAGGCGAUGAAGAUGGUGCAGUUGCGGAGGAAUGCGAGGCGGACGACGGGGCCGGUGACGACGACGAGGACGACGAUGAGGAGAUGGAGAUUCGUCCAGUAGGAAGAAAGCGGGGAGGGUCGAGGGCCGGGAAAAAGUUGUCGGAAACGCCAACGGGGCGGAGGGGGAAGAAGGGUGUGGAAGAUGGGUCGGCUGGCGAGGGAUCGAAAAGCCAGGACUUUUGGACCGUGGAGCACAUGAUUGCUCUCAUCCCGGCAAAAAGAGACCAGGAUUCGCAUCUUGCCGGCCUCGCGCACACCACGGGAAGGAUGAAGAUGAAGACAUGGAAGUGGGACGAUGUGGAGACGAGGCUGGUGCAAAUGGGGGUGACGAGUAGAAAGGCCGUCGAUUGCGGGAAGAAAUGGGACAACCUGUACCAGCAAUUCAAAACCGUGCACAAGUUUAUGGGAGAAUCGGGGAAGCCAAAUUUCUUCACACUAACGCCAGGCGAGAGGAAGGAGCGGGGGUUCAAUUUCCUGAUGGAUGAGCGUGUGUAUUCAGAGAUGGCGGCGAUGACCAGGAGCGAUCACACCAUACACCCCACCAAUCUUGCCAACACCGGUGCGACUGGAGGUGUUCAAUUGUCCGGCCCACGCGGAGGUCGGAAUGAAUCCGGUGGUAGUGAGGGGGGCGGGGAUGGACAGGACGACGAUCAGGGGUCCACGAGGGAUUCUAUCAGCGGCGGUGGUGUUGGCGGGGGCAGCAAACGGAAGAAUGUGAGGCAACAGACCUUUGACACGAUUGCAGACGUGAUGAAGGAGCACGGGAGUCUGAUGGCGACAACCGUGGACAGCGCGAGCAAGAGACAGUGCUCAAUUCUGACUAGGCAGUGCGACAUUUUGGAGCGAGAGGUUGAAGUGCAGAAGGAACACUACGUCAAGGCCGACCAGGCGAACUUGAUGAUGUGCGAAGCACUUAUGGAGAUUGCUAAAGCGAUCCGCGAGCGAUCGAAAGAUGGCGGGGGGGGCGACGGUGGGGAAACCAACAAAGGUAGAGGCCACAUACCGAAGUCGAAAAGGCAGCGCAUUGAUGACGCCAGCUCCUCACAAACUGAUGACUUCCUCGCUGACGAAGUGGCUAUGGUGGAUGCGCAAGGGACGGCAGGGGUCGCAAGGUUGGGUUUCGGGCGGGAUGGAGUGGCGAGGGAGCAACUGCAAGCACUGAAAUGCAGCGUUGUUGGCGGUGCUGCCAGGACGGUGCCAAGGACCCCAAACACGGCAGGGGUUGUCGUCACGGGCGCGUGGGUCGCGGGACAACUUUCGCCGGCGGUAGGCCAAGGUCAGCCACGUCAGUCACUCCCCUUGCAACACGUGUUGGCAUCAGGGGGAGGGCACAUGGCGACCGCGCAAAAGGGCGACGCGACGGCUAGCGCCAGUCGGGCGGCGGCGGCAGAUCACACAACUAAAGGAGGGGUCGUCGAAGGUGCAGAAAGGGGGGGGGUCGAAGACAUUGGCCGUGACGAUGGCCGAAGAGACGGAAAGCGGGAAGGCAAUGAUUACGACGACCGUCCACUUCUGCCGAGGGGGAAGGGAGCGCCGAAGGAGGACGACCUGGAAGAGAAGGCCAAGUUGUGGGUUGAUUGCGACGCUUUCUGGGGUCAGGGUCCCGGGAAACCUCUGAGGGAGGCGGUAGGCGAAUGCACCGACUACUUCGUCGCCAUCGCCAAYGGAGACGCAGGAGUUGAGCCGUCGUCGAUGCUCAUCAUGCCGCCGAAUGACGUGCCGCGCUUCAAGAUCGACGACCCGGCGCAGCGUGAUCCGGCUCUCCRCAGAGCGCGCAGCGUGGAGAGAGUAGUGYUGYGCACCAUCCACGGUUGGAUCUUUAAAUCGCAGUCGAGGUCGACUGGCUUCUCUCGUGCAGAGUCCUACAUCACCGUCGACUUCGCCACGGACCUCGCACGAGCAGUUUGGCAGGCCUUGGAAUGGUSGAGAGUGGUAUCCCCUGCACUCGUCUACCACACGUUGGCGAUGAAGAUGGACGUGCCUCUGUGGUUCGCGGGGGUGAAGAUUGAGGACCGCCCGGAAGACGACGAUAUCGCGGCGCGGCAGGAGGCGACAAUUCUUCUGUUGGCGGAGUGUCGGACAGAUGCGAUCUGGUGCGGACAGCGGGCGGAUGGCGGGCGCGUAAAAUAGGAGAGGUUGUCCAGGCUGGCAGACAGUCUGUGAGCGUUGUUGUGCGCGGUCAUGUGGAUCAUGCGCAUGGGAGGUGA
This is a messenger RNA of Chara braunii, 2699 nucleotides long. The record is from the annotation of a GenBank genome assembly. NCBI's taxonomy places the organism in Eukaryota, Viridiplantae, Streptophyta, Charophyceae, Charales, Characeae.